AUGGCAUUUGAUGCUAACGGUUUAUACGCUUCUGCAAUGUCAGAUUUAGACAGUGAUUAUCCAAAAGCAGAAAGUGCUCGACCGUUUCUACCAGAAGAAGAAAAAGAAUUUGUAAAACUCUUCAAUAAACAAAAAAUUAGACCUAGAACAGCUAUUUUAUCAGUGUGGUUUAAAUAUCCUUAUAACAUGUUCUUCCAACCAAUACCAGUAAAUCUAUUCAGAAGGAUAGAAACACGAGAAAUCAUUUGUGGAAUGAAUAAAAAAAUAAUGAAUAAUUUCAUUCAUGUAAUAAAUGGAUUUUAUAAACCUGAAAUAUACUAUACCGAUACUGAUAGUUUAUACAUUUCAUCUAGAAAUUGGGAUAAAUUAAAUCGAGCUGGGUUGGUAUCUGAAAAUGAAUAUUGUAAAGGCAAGAAUGAUUACGGUGAUGGUGGAAUCAUAUUUGGUUUAUAUUUAGCGCCAAAAGUCAAAUAUAAUAUCAUUCUAACUUCUGAUGGUGUUUUAAAAGAAAAGAAAACGUUUAAGGGUUAUUCUAAUGAUAAGACAAGUGUAGAGAUUAUAUUCGGUUGGCUAGUGGACAUGAUGUGUCGAAUGAAUUUAACAAAAGAUGGGAAAGGAGUUUCACGAAUGGUAUAG
Molecule: messenger RNA, 636 nt
Organism: Lottia gigantea (owl limpet)
Lineage: Eukaryota; Metazoa; Mollusca; Gastropoda; Lottiidae
Exons: 2
Coding region: 1-636 (211 amino acids)
Molecular function (GO): nucleotide binding; nucleic acid binding
Source: RefSeq, a predicted model, not a curated record